AAUCCCAGCGGGCAUUUUCAAAACAAAAUCUGCACCUGGGUCUAGCUGGGCAAGAGCGGUGGCUGUCUCAGAUCCUCUGUUGUCCGCGUGGGUAACGGUCGGGAUCUUAAAACACGUGGAAAAGGAGGGCAGAGGUGACCUAGUGAUGUGGAAUUCGCUGUUACAGAAGGAAUGAGUUUCAACUUACUGGAUAGUAAGAUUGAGAGAUGGUGUGUGUGUGAAGCGUCGUGUUUGUGAUGUUUAUGGUUCCCGUUUUAUUAAAAUUGCAAUAUAUAUUCGGAAAUACUGGAAUACAAUUUGAAUAUUGGUCUUGUGUGUCGAUUUCAUCCAAGGACAAGUAUUGAUAGGGCUCCUAGUUAUAAAACCAUAUUCUACGGCGAAUACUCAACACCUGUUUGUCAGUGAACACCCAGAAGAAGAAAUAAGGAAAUAAAGAUUAACAAAAGCUUAUAUCAAGGACCAAUAAAAUGGAACUUCAGAAUCGGAAAUGCUGUCAACAGAAAAUGAUAACCUGGCAGAAAAUUGCAACGCUCAUGCUCGUGUUGUCGGCGGCAACAUAUGUGGACGCGACGGCAGCGGGUGACUCGUUGGAGGAGGCGGCUAGUGAGGGGAAACUGCACUAUGAGGUGAUCAUGAGGGAAGCCAAGAUGCCCAAGUAUGGCGACUGCUACCAGAACGCCUUGGAAGAUCUGCACAAUGGCUGUAGCAACCUGGAUGACGAGGUACAGAGCAGACUCGCCCUGUCCUUCACCAAUUGCUACAUGAUGAGGUUCGGCUGGCCCGUGUACCCUUGCCGCGGCGACCAGCAGCUGAGCAAGUGCAUGGAGGGGCUGGAUGCAAGGGCCGCCUCCAUCUACUCCUCCAUGCUCACCAACACCCUUGCCAUGUGCCAUUUCCUCCAGGCUCAGGCGUGGCACCAGUCGACGUCCAGUGCCAUUGAUAAUCUCAGAACUGCCUCUGAGGAUGUGAGUUCCCAGCUGAGUCGGGCGGUGGACUCUGCAACAGCUCUGCGCAAUCAGCUGGACAGUCAGAUGGUGGCUUCCAGGGAGGCGAUUAAAGGGCGUUUUUGCCGAAUUCAGGGAAACGACGGCUGAACAGCGUGGUCUUAUAGUCGACGUUUUCGACCGCGUGUCUCAACUGCAGUCACUCGUCAUGGGGGAAUUUACGUGGUUUUAUUCUGUUGUGUUUUACGUGAGCGGUGUCCUCGUAACACUCGUCGCCACCUGUACCCCGAGGACAGUGAGUGCCCGUCUGCCCUCCUCACUAUCCUCGCCUUUUCCCUCACUCUGGAACGAGCUGUGACUGCCUGGCUGCUCGCGAACACACACGUCGACUCCUUCCAGAUCGAAGUCCACACGGCUGUAUGGGGUAUUCGGCGAGGCUGUGUAUCUGUGUGUCUCCUCUCCCUCAUUCGCGCCGUGCUCUCCUACAGAGACCCCGUUGCAGUCACAGCAGCGCGUCUGGAAGAGCUCGCAUCAGCCACAAGUGAAAUCAAGAAGCUGAUGAAUAAUACACCAGCAGGUGCCUUGGAACUAACCAGCACGACACUGGCCAGUCUAUCUCGGGUCCUAAAUGACAGUGCUUCUUCCGAUGACACGUAUGAGCCCAGUGAUGCCUCGGGUAUCGAAGACCAGUUACUUGAUGAUUAUGAUUUCGAGGAGUCGAGUGGACGGCCGACCUCAAGAUACUCCCUGAGGAGGCGCCAGAACGAUACGAAAGCCCAGAACCCAGUGGUGAGCAUGGAGAGUCCUGAGGCCUUUGGCAGGGCAGUCCGCCGCAUGGAGAACAUUUCCAUGCACCGUUCGCGUGCUCAGGUUCGUCGCCUGUCGAAGAGCACGCAGCAGGCCAGUGUGACGAAGAUUUCAGACAUUUCCUAUGGUCACUUUGCAGACAGGACGAAAGAUUCUGGAAUCGAGUCUCUAUCUGGUUAGAUUUGUGGAUUUUGUUCUCCAUUAUACAAAAAACUCGAGUUUCUACUUGAGCUACUUCCCUUUUAAUCUCUAUUAAACGAUGGUUUCGUAAUUAUAAGUUUUUUGAAAGUGCUAGCAAUGCUGUCUAAUGUAUAAACAUUCACCAGUAACAAUUUACUCUGAUGAUUAUUUGGCUCCUCGUUCAAAAAUGGUCAACUGUACGUUCAUUUUCUAUUACAUGCAAGUACAGAAUGUUAUUAUGUAAUUGACAGUUAGUGGCGAGGCCGUAUUUCCAUGUUAAUUUAAUUAAAACAUAUAAUUCCGGUUUUUAACGUAUCAAAGCACGCAUUUGUUUCGAGUUGUGAAAGUCCUUCCCUAAGUAUUAUUUAUGGAAGGAAUUAUUUCGAACCCUAUGAAGGAUAUUAAAUAAUUGAGCGAUAUAGCUAGAUUUUAAAUACUAAUUUUAAAUAUUGCCAUACAAUUUGAUUGAUGUAUGUAUAUAUCUUCGCUAUUGUACUUAUAUGCAAGGUUUUACAAUUUUGUGAAGUGCUAAUAAAGACUACAUAGGAAGACUGAUAA
Penaeus monodon (black tiger shrimp) is the source of this 2489-nucleotide messenger RNA. RefSeq lists its product as uncharacterized. The record is from RefSeq and is a predicted model, not a curated record. The coding region runs from base 468 to 1094 and encodes 208 amino acids. NCBI's taxonomy places the organism in Eukaryota, Metazoa, Arthropoda, Malacostraca, Decapoda, Penaeidae. The transcript is spliced from 10 exons.